GUCUGAUUGGCUGAGGAGCAGCCCAAAGGCUGUCUGGGAAAGAGACCCCGUAUAAAUGCUGGUGAAUGAGGACUCGCUCCACACUUUGUGGUAUGCUUCUUCACCCCGCUGUGUGUUCUGCUGAGUCCCAACAUGGUUAGUCGAAUUGAGCAUCCAGCAGGAGGCUAUAAGAAAAUCUUUGAGACAUGCGAGGAGCUUGCGGAGCCAAUCCCAGCGCUGGUCUCAGGUGUGAUUCCCUCCUGGCUGACUGGGAGUCUGUUGCGGCUGGGCCCUGGGCUCUUUGAGGUGGGCAGUGAGCCGUUCUACCACCUGUUUGAUGGUCAGGCUCUCAUGCAUAAGUUUGACCUGAAGGAUGGACACGUCACCUACUAUCGAAGGUUUGUCCGAACUGAUGCUUAUGUACGUGCUAUGACCGAGAAACGGGUCGUCAUCACUGAGUUUGGCACGGCAGCCUAUCCAGACCCUUGUAAAAACAUCUUCUCCAGAUUCUUCACAUACUUCAAAGGCAUUGAAGUGACAGAUAACUGCCUUGUGAAUGUCUAUCCCGUCGGUGAAGACUUCUAUGCUUGCACAGAGACCAAUUACAUCACUAAAGUUGACCCUGACACAUUAGAAACCAUCAAGAAGGUGGAUCUGUGUAACUACAUCUCAGUCAAUGGUGUAACGGCACACCCCCAUGUCGAGAAAGAUGGCACGGUCUACAAUAUGGGCAACUGUUUCGGGAAGAACAUGUCACUGGCAUAUAAUGUCAUCAAGAUCCCUCCAAUCCAGGAAGACAAAUCAGAUCCCAUCGAGAAGUCUGAAGUGAUUUUGCAGUUCCCUAGCAGUGAAAGAUUCAAGCCAUCCUACGUUCACAGCUUUGGAAUGACAGAAAACUUCUUUGUAUUUGUGGAGACUCCAGUGAAGAUUAACCUCCUGAAAUUUCUGAGCGCCUGGAGCCUUCGUGGAACAAAUUACAUGGAUUGCUUUGAGUCCAACGAGACAAUGGGUACGUGGUUUCAUGUGGCCACCAAGAAUCCUGGGGAAUACGUCGACCACAAAUUCAGGACCUCAGCGUUUAAUGUCUUCCACCACAUAAAUACCUACGAGGACCAAGGAUUCAUUGUUGUUGAUCUCUGCACCUGGAAAGGACAUGAGUUUGUGUAUAACUACCUGUACCUGGCCAACCUGCGGCAGAACUGGGAGGAGGUGAAGAAGGAAGCCAUGAGAGCUCCCCAGCCUGAAGUGCGCAGAUACGUCCUGCCCAUCGAUGUGCACCGGGAGGAGCAGGGGAAGAAUCUGAUCUCUCUGCCCUACACCACCGCCACAGCGGUUAUGCGCAGCGAUGGAACCAUUUGGUUAGAGCCAGAGGUUCUUUUCUCUGCACCUCGCCAGGCCUUAGAGUUCCCCCAGAUCAACUACAGCGCGCACGGAGGGAGAGACUACACGUACGCCUACGGGCUCGGCCUGAACCACUUCAUCCCAGACAGGAUCUGCAAGCUGAACGUCAAGUCCAAAGAGGCGUGGGUCUGGCAGGAACCGGACUCCUACCCUUCCGAACCGCUGUUUGUGCAGACUCCAGAGAGCACAGUGGAGGAUGACGGUGUGCUCCUGAGCAUAGUGGUGAGCCCUGGGGAGGGCCAGCGUCCAGCCUUCCUCCUCAUCCUCGACGCCAAGGACCUCACGGAGAUCGCCCGUGCCUCUGUCGAGGUCAUCAUCCCGGUGACCUUCCACGGAAUGUAUAAGCCCUGAGGGAUGCAACCGCAACAAGAUGCCAGAGGACCAGAAGAGGAAAGGGCCAAAGAGAAGCACGUGUAGUGGAGGCUCCAGUGUCCAUGUGGUGGGGGUGUUUAAAGGUGUAAUGUAGAAUCCCUCUAGUGAAAAAGUACCUCUGAAAACUAAGGACCUGUAAGGCAUUAUAAAAAGGCAUUAUACAAUACAGCUCUCCUUGCAUUCCUGUGUAUGCCAUUUGUUUCAGGGAUUUUGUUUGCAUUUGUUUUUUUUACAUUUGUUAGAUCUUAACUAAUAAUAGUAAAUGUACAGUAUAUACAAAUACCGGGUAAAAGGAAUUGUGGGGUAGCCUACAAAAGAGAAGAUAAAAGGAUAUGUUGAGGUCAAAGCCCAGGAUGCAGUCAGAUUCAGCAGGCACAUGUUUGUGGCAACCGCAUUGUCUCUUCAGUUUACAUUUUAAAGGGAACAACUGAGCAUUUUUACACAAAAAAAAAUUACAACAUACCACUCAUAUUGUUUUGUAUUUUAUAUCCCUGGUGUGCAUGAAAUGUGUAUAAAUAAUGUGAAAGGCAACACAGAAUUGCAUCAUUAUUGUUUAUCAUUUCAUAUUUCCCCUUUAAUAUUUCAGAUUUCACCUUUAACUAUAUGGGGCGAAAUUGAAAAUGUACUGUGUAGUUUGUGUAUAUAUAGGUUUGAAUAAAAAAAAUACCCUGAAGUAUAUCAAGAAUAAGAAA
Molecule: messenger RNA, 2444 nt
Organism: Sardina pilchardus (European sardine)
Lineage: Eukaryota; Metazoa; Chordata; Actinopteri; Clupeiformes; Clupeidae
Product: retinal Mueller cells isomerohydrolase
Exons: 14
Coding region: 133-1731 (532 amino acids)
Biological process (GO): zeaxanthin biosynthetic process; retinal metabolic process
Molecular function (GO): beta-carotene 15,15'-dioxygenase activity; retinol isomerase activity; all-trans-retinyl-ester hydrolase, 11-cis retinol forming activity
Source: RefSeq, a predicted model, not a curated record